Molecule: messenger RNA, 216 nt
Organism: Oikopleura dioica
Lineage: Eukaryota; Metazoa; Chordata; Appendicularia; Copelata; Oikopleuridae
Source: the annotation of a GenBank genome assembly
AUGCGUCUUUUAUAUCUUUUUAUUUCAGCAGUUCUAUCUUUAUACGAUUUUCGAGAUCUGUACGAGCUAAAUGAUGUCCGUAUUCGUCUCAUGAAUACGCUGGAUACAAAUACGCCUGACCACAACAUCCAGCUGCGAGAGUACAUGCCCUACAAAAUGCUUUGGAAAAACGACUACUUCCGAAAAAGCGCGGCUUCAGUCCCUAUCGAGCGCUAA